AUGGCCGACACAGCACGUCGCGGCAUUGCGCAGAAGCAUGGCCGCCCCGGAUCGCGCAUCGUGCCUGCCAUUCCAUAUCGUCUGUACAAAGCCCAACCCUCUGCGAGGCCCAUCACACCCGAGGAGUCCAACAAGGGCACUGUGACUCAGCAGCCGGAGUCGCAGCCGGAGUCACAACCGGAGCCGCACCCUGUGGCGGAGCAGCAGUCAGAGGAGCAGCCAGAAGAGCACCACGUAGGCGCUGCAGACACUCCGCCCACGCCAGACUCACGGGCCUCUGAGGCUGGAAAGCGAGAGACGGACGAGUCGGUCGUAGCCAGUGUCCCAUCCAAGUCUGAAGAGGAAGACACGGCGGCUGCAGAUGUUCAUGGAAAAGAAAAGCAUGUCAACGGCCAUGUUGAACACGCGCCCACUACGACGACGGAAUCUCAAGCAACACCAAAGCCAGCCGUGAAUGGCGUACACCGCAAGCUAACCAUACCCUCGCACCUGCCGCCGCCCUUCUAUCCUUCGAACAGGACGCCACCGGCAGAUGUCAACGGGCGAACGCAUAGCCCGUUGCAUCGGCAUCAGCUCAGUGCAGGUGCUGUCGUUUUCCAGAGCGCGAAUGUGUCACCCACGAUUCCCAUUACACCCCAGGAGCCCGAGCUGGAUACAAACGGGCAGCAUUCCUUGGCUCGUCCUCCGCCCGGCUUUGGUCCUCCACAGUUGGCGCCCUUCUUCGCUGGUCCGGUUCAGCAUGUGUCAGAGGCAGGAGCACCCUGGCAACUACCCCCGCAUACUGUUGCACCACCUGAUACAGCCUAUGAGAACGGCGUUGAAUACCGACCUUCGCAGUUUGGAGCUCCCAAUGCCUACCCGAACCCCUACAACGGUCACUUUUCCCCGGAAGAGGCAGCUUUCGCCGCAAAUGGGGCCAUUACCUCUCACUCGCAGUCACCGAGCAAGGCCCACUUCGGCGAAGUAAUGCCAAGCUCGGAGCAUGGUGAGGAUCAGCAUGCUGUGUCAUAUCAGAACGGCAGUGCACCCCCAGCUGAGCAUCUGGAACAGUCACCUUUCGAGCUGGCGAGCUACCUGUCUACGCAGUUUGGCAACCCCGAAUUUGCCGACUUCAUUCUGCAGAUACGUUCGCCAGAAUCCAUUCUGGUAUCGAUGCCAGUACAUGGCAUUGUCGUCGUACGCAGUCCAGUCAUAGCCGACGCUAUCCGUCGUAGUCCGGCUCCCAGUCAUCGCAGCAGGGAUGCGCGCCGCCUGGUUGAUGUUCUUGCAUUGGAUCCUUUUGCCUCGCGAGAGUCCCUGGAAGAAGCUGUCAAGGUACUUUACGGAGCUCCGCUCAUAUCGGCGCCAACCUUCUUGUACGGGCUCACUCCUUACAUGUAUGAGGCCGACCAAGUGUCUCCAUCAAACGAUGCUGGCAGGCGCAUGCGACAAGUAUUGAGCUACAUCGCGGCGGCUAGGACCCUUCAGAUGCCUAGCAUGCAGGCACGUGGUAUCGAAAUUGCCAGGAUGCUUCUUCGUUGGGACACCGUCGACCAGGUGUUGCAGUAUGCGCUACAAGCCAAUCUUGGGUCACGCUCAAGGGCUGACAGCCAGGAUACCGAGGAUCCAUUCGUCGCGAUGCUGCUCAACUAUGCUCUCGAGUUCAUUGCCUUCACCUUCCCAGUCGACUUCAAGUUGUACUCGAUCGCGCCUGAGUUCAAAGAAACCCCGCGUCUGCCGCCGCUAGUCGAGCCCCGACAAUCUACGCACAAUCCACGGUUGAGUAAGAUCCGUUUCGGUGAUGCGCCCCCUGAGGAUGAGUUGCAACCAAGCCAUGCGACUGUUGUGCUUUCCACCAUCCUUUUGUCGCUGCCGCUCCCGCUCAUAGAGCGUCUCUUCAACCAUCGUGCGACGGCCAACCAGAUUGGCUGGACUGGUGCCGUCAAGAUCCUAAGAGAUGUCGUCAACGAACGCGAGAAUCGGCGCAAGAAGGUAUCACGCGGUCAACUGAAGCCGGCCCAAGGGGGCACCAUGUCUGCCGUACUGCUCAAUAAUGUCUUCCUUGAGGAGCAUGUGGAGCAGGUUGAGCCAUCACCUCUCCAUCCUUCGGGUCACCGACUGACAACAAAACGGGUCGCUGGUGAGGUAUGA
Pyrenophora tritici-repentis Pt-1C-BFP is the source of this 2130-nucleotide messenger RNA. The record is from RefSeq and is a predicted model, not a curated record. NCBI's taxonomy places the organism in Eukaryota, Fungi, Ascomycota, Dothideomycetes, Pleosporales, Pleosporaceae.